UUCACCCAAAUUGACACAAACACCCCUAUUUAAUUAUCUACUCAUCCAUCGCUUUCACUCCCACACGCCGCCACACAGAGAGGACAGUCUCGUAAAUGCGCACAAAAAUCCAUACCAAAUGGAUCAGCUGCCAAAAACCAGUGAUAAGUAUCGGAGCACGAAGUAAGCCCCUCCCCCCUUUUUCUCUGUUCUUCACGAUAAGAGGCAUUAGUCCACUCAGAUUCCAUAUUCCGUUUACAUAUUUCCGAUCAAAACUCGCAGGCAUAUUCGCACCCACCUCGCCGAUGAACCCAUUCUCUCCAAAACCAGUGAGAUAAACCACAAUGGGGGAAGAAGAGCAGAGCAAAGAAGCCGCCGACCAACCCACCGUCGCCGGAGAAUCAAGACUCCGGCAAGCCAUUCAGUCCAUCUCGUCCCUCAUUUCCCUCACCUAUUCCAUCAAAAUCUUCGCCGGAAAAUGGAAAACCAUUACAGCCAAGCUCGAAGAACUCAACUCCGGCCUCGCCGCCGUCGACGGGGACGAAGCCCCAGUCCUCUCCGGCGUUCUGGGCCCCACCAUGGCCACCGUCGACGAGUGCCACGACCUCGCUCGCCGCUGCGUCGAUCUUUCCUACUCCGGCAAGCUUCUGAUGCAGAGCGACCUCGACAAGCUCGCCGCGAAGCUCAAUCUCCACGCCGGAAAGCUCUCGGAAAUCUACAACGCCGGCGCGCUGAGUCACCGCUUCGCCAUCGUGGUGUCGAGACCCGGAAUUGGGGCUUGCAGAGACGACAUGAGGUUCUACGUUAGGGACUUGAUGACGAGAAUCAAGGUCGGCGAUUCCGAGAUGAAGUUACAAGGUUUGAAGAACAUGUUUGAUUCGAUUGUGGAGGAAGACAAGUAUGUUAAGGUGGUCGUGGAACAGAGUGAGGUUGUGGGUUUGUUGAUUGUGUUUCUCGAUUCGAAUGAGGUGGAGAUUCAGGAUUGGUCGGCGAAGAUUGUGUCUUUGGUUUCCGGUUUUGGAUUUUGUAAAGGGGUUUUGAUCGGCGCUGGAGUUAUUGCGCCGUUGAUAAGGGUUUUGGAGAGUGGGAGUGAAAUUGGGAAAGAAGAAGCUGCGAGAAGUUUGAUGAGGUUGACUGAGAAUGGAGACAAUGGGUGGUCUAUUUCAGCUCAUGGAGGAGUCACAGCUUUGCUUAAGUUAUGUGAAAGUGGGGAGAGUUCAAGUAGGUUGGUUGGUUCAGCUUGUGGGGUGCUUAGGAAUCUUGUUGGGGUGGAAGAGAUAAAGAGGUUCAUGGUUGAUGAAGGAGCUGUAGGGACUUUUAUUGGGCUGGUGAGGUCUAAAGAGGAAGGGCUGCAGAUCAAUGCAAUUGAGUUUCUGCAGAAUGUAGCUUGUGGGGAUGAAGGGGUGAGGAAUAUGGUGAUUAAGGAAGGUGGGAUUCGAGCAUUGCUUCGAGUUACGGAGCCAAGAUCGGAUUGUUCAUGCAAAGUGAGGGAGAUUGCGUUGAGGGCAAUUGAGAAUUUGUGUUUCUGUUGCAAUAGUAGUGUUGGUGUUUUGGUGAAGUAUGGGUUUGUGGAUCAGCUAAUGUAUUUUUUAAGAAAUGGGGAGGUUUCGAGUCAGGAAUUGGCGUUGAAGGUGGCGAUUAGGCUUUGUGAUGCAUCGGAGGAAGCCAAGAAGGCAAUGGGGGAUGCAAAUUUCAUGACGGAGCUGGUUAAGUUUCUUGAUUCCAAGUCAUAUGAGGUUAGGGAAAUGGCGGCCGAGGCGCUCUCCAGCAUGGUUUUGAACCCCAAAAAUCGUAAACGUUUUGUGCAGGAUGAUCGGAACAUAGGCCUUCUUCUGCAGCGGUUUGACCCAGACCAGCUAGGAAAUGCAGGUAACAAGAAGUUCCUGUUCUCCAUUUUAAUGUCAUUGACAAGUUGCAACAGUGGGAGAAGGAAAAUUGCGCAUUCUGGGUACUUGAAAAACAUUGAGAAACUUGCAGAAGCAGAAGUUUCAGAUGCCAAGAGACUUGUCAAGAAAUUAUCCACAAACAGAUUUCGAAGUAUGUUAAGUGGAAUGUGGCAUUCUUGAAUCCAUCAAUAAUGUGGUUGCAUUUUUGUUUAUAGAAAUUGUAUAUCUGCACAAGCGUUUUCCAAGUUCUAACACUGUCUGUGAAUCACAAACUGGAAUCAUAAUCUACUUGACUACUACUACUA
Messenger RNA from Argentina anserina (silverweed cinquefoil), 2170 nucleotides. RefSeq lists its product as uncharacterized. The coding region runs from base 324 to 2045 and encodes 573 amino acids. NCBI's taxonomy places the organism in Eukaryota, Viridiplantae, Streptophyta, Magnoliopsida, Rosales, Rosaceae. Gene Ontology annotation, molecular function: protein binding. The record is from RefSeq and is a predicted model, not a curated record. The transcript has a single exon.